GUGCGCGUGAUAAAGGAUGCGUGCGCGGGCCCGGCUGCAGUGGUCGAUUUGUGUUCCGCGGCGCGUGUUUGAGUGUGUUUUUGUGUAGUUUUGUGUCGUGGCGGUUGCUGGUGUGGGUUAAAUGUAGGAGCAGCGCGAGAUGGCCGAUCUCUCUCUGCUGCAGGACUCACAAGAGGACACGGACGGAUAUGGCUACAGCUCAGAGUCUGACGCCAUUAUAAUCCCCUCAGCUCUGGAUUUUGUGUCUCAGGAUGAGAUGUUGACUCCUCUGGGACGACUUGAUAAAUACAUCAACAGUGAGAACGUCUUUAACAGACAGAUGGUGGCCCGCAGUAUUUUGGACACGCUGCGAGUGAUCAGUGAUGAUGACAGAGAGUGUGUGUGUGUGCUGGAGAGGAUCGAAAGGCUCGCCGAUGACUCGGAGCCGACGGUUCGAGCAGAGCUCAUGGAACAAAUCCCGCACAUUGCGAUAUUCUGUCAGGAGAACCGACCGUCCAUUCCGUUUGCCUUCUCCAAGUAUCUCUUACCCAUCGUGGUGAGAUACCUGGCAGACCAGAAUAAUGUGGUUCGUAAGACCAGUCAGGCGGCUCUUCUGGUUCUUCUGGAGCAGGAGUUGAUGGAUCGAGGUGAUGUGGAGAGUCUGGUGUGUCCUGUGCUGGUGGACCUCACCGCUCCUGACAGUAAUGAUGAUGUGAAAACUGAAGCCAUGGCUAUCAUUUGUAAAAUGGCACCGAUGGUGGGGAAGGACAUCACGGAGCGACUCUUUCUGCCACGCUUCUGUGAGAUGUGCUGCGAUUGCCGCAUGUUCCACGUACGCAAGGUUUGUGCAGCAAACUUUGGUGAUAUGUGCAGUGUUGUUGGAGGAGAAGCUACAGAAGAGCUGCUGUUGCCAAGGUUUUUCCAGCUGUGCUCUGAUAACGUGUGGGGCGUGAGGAAGGCCUGUGCCGAGUGUUUCAUGAGCGUCUCGUCGGCCACGUCUCCAGAAGUGCGGAGGUCGAAGCUCUCUUCUCUCUUCAUCAGUCUGAUCAGCGACCCGUCCCGCUGGGUGCGUCAGGCGGCGUUUCAGUCUUUAGGUCAGUUCAUCUCCACGUUCGCUAGAGCGUGCAGUAACGCGGGUCAGUACUUCAGAGACUCCAGCGGUGAGAGCGACUGGACACACGGCACAAACACAGACGGUGCGUGCGGCAGCUCAGCAGAGACGCCCUCUGUCUCACCGCAGCAGAACUGUGUUUCCCACAAUGCCUCAGGCUGUGAGGAGCAGAGCCGUGAUGAUGAUGAUGAUGAUGUAGGGGAGGAGGGUGGAGGUGAGCAGACAGCUGAGGUUCUGUCAGCUGAUGAUGAGUCUGAGUGCCUUCCUGGAGAGACCGAGAAUCCAUUGACAUCACCCGGACACAACCUCCAGGAGAAGAGCUCUAACGAGAACAUCUGCUGCGCCGCGUCACUGGACAUCCCAGAUCACGAGCUCUUUAACUCCUUCCAUUACUGGAGGACGCCCAUCCCAGAGCUGGACCUGAAUCUGCUGGAGGAGGACAUCCCAGCGUCGACUGCUCCCGCUCUGGACAGAAAACAUCUGGAGGAACUCAUCGAGAACCUGGAGCCGCACAUCGAUGAUCCUGAUGUAAAAGCUCAAGUGGACGUCCUGACAGCCGCUCUGAGGGCCACAGUGUUGGAUUCUGGGAUAGAAGAUGCGUUCCUGGAGCCCCGGCCAGCACAAUCUAACCCCUUCAGUUCCCAGCAGCCCCCUGAUCUCCUGUCAGCCGGCACACAGCUGAGUCGUUAUGAUGAGGACUCGGACGCGAGUGACAGUUUAAAUCCUGAAGACGAGCAGAAAUCUAAACAUCAGGAUGUGGUUCCUCAGGCGUUACUGGAUCAGUAUCUGUCCAUGACCGACCCGUCCCGUGCUCAGACCGUAGACAUGGAGAUCGCCAAACACUGCGCUUACAGUCUGCCCGGCGUGGCUCUGACGCUGGGACGACAGAACUGGCACUGCCUCAGAGACACCUAUGAGACGCUGGCCUCCGACAUGCAGUGGAAGGUCAGGCGGACGCUGGCAUUCUCCAUCCAUGAGCUGGCUCUGAUUCUGGGUGAUCACCUGACAGCCGCUGAUCUGGUGCCUGUGUUCAACAGCUUUCUGAAGGAUCUGGAUGAAGUGCGGAUUGGAGUCCUCAGACAUCUCUACGACUUCCUCAAGCUCUUACAUCAGGACACACGGAGGAAAUAUCUCUACCAGCUGCAGGAGUUUCUAGUAACGGACAACAGCAGAAACUGGAGGUUUCGCUCGGAACUGGCAGAGCAGCUGGUUCUGUUGUUGGAGUUGUACAGCCCUCAAGAGGUUCAUGAUUAUCUGAGACCGCUGGCCUUCUGUCUGUGCACAGAUCGUGUCUCAUCUGUUCGCUGGACGUCUUACAGACUGGUGAGUGAGAUCAUCAGGAAACUGUCCACAUGUUCGGCUCUGCUGGGGAAUUUUCUCAGUGAGCUGGUGGAUAAAUUCUGUCAUUCAUCCAAGUGGUCGGGUCGGCAGGCGUUUGCUUUUGUCUGUCAGUUGUCUAUAGAAGAGGAAUGUCUGACUCUGGAUCAGUUCUCAGAACACCUGCUGCCUCCUCUACUGCAGCUGGCAUCUGAUCCCGUUCCCAACGUACGUGUGCUCCUCGCCAAGACCCUGCGUCAGACGCUGCUGGAGAGAGAAUACUUCCUCAACUCGGCCAACUGUCACCAGGAGGCGCUGGAGCACACGCUGGUCACUCUGCAGACGGAUGUCGACAAGGACGUGAAAUAUUUCGCCAGCAUUCAUCCGGGGAGCAACCGCCUCAAUGAGGACGCCAUGAGCACCACCUCAUCUACAUACUGAACACACGGGUGCCUCUGAUUGGACAGAGACUGAGAAAACUUUCCCAGAAUGCACCUCACUACAGCAGACACAUCUCGGGUUUAUGUGCGUUCUCAUUUGUUUUGCCGCAGAAGCCUUAAAACCGUCUUCCUUACAGCAGGAGAUACUUGAAGAGCUGAAGAACCAUUCAGGUUUCAGCCAGGCGACGGGUCCGUUUUCUUCCUCUCCUGAUGGGACCUAACGCCUGUCUUUCUCUCUCUGUCUGUCUGUCUCUCUGUGAGCUUUACAGAGACGCAGACCGUAGCACAAACGUUUGAUUCUCUGAGAGUCUCAUCAUACUGCAUCAUUACAGUAGUACACAGGUGACGUCAUCACGGGCGUCUGUCUGAUCUCAAGGGCUCGAGUCGUGGCUCAUUUUAAUCUCACGUGCAGCACAUUGUUGUACCGAUGGACGUCUCUCAUAUGAAGAGACGCUCGUCCGCAUAGAAACUAAUGUAAACUUGUAUUUUUUAAAGUGAUAUCACGAGCGGUCCAUUUCGCUGAGAAUGUGAACAUGAUAUUCAACACUUGAAGCCUCAAGUAUUUUAAUGCUAAAAUUCUCUUUCGCUCUUUAUAUGUUCUGUAUAUAUUCUGUUUUUGAUCAUGAAUAGCAUUGCUGUUAUUCUCUUAACCUCUCCAGAAUAAAAUUUAACACAAGAUGA
Molecule: messenger RNA, 3528 nt
Organism: Triplophysa rosa
Lineage: Eukaryota; Metazoa; Chordata; Actinopteri; Cypriniformes; Nemacheilidae
Gene: ppp4r1
Product: protein phosphatase 4, regulatory subunit 1
Exons: 20
Coding region: 140-2848 (902 amino acids)
Biological process (GO): protein dephosphorylation
Molecular function (GO): protein binding; protein phosphatase regulator activity
Source: RefSeq, a predicted model, not a curated record